Messenger RNA from Stegastes partitus (bicolor damselfish), 4312 nucleotides. It is a transcript of the gene ttl, whose product is annotated as tubulin tyrosine ligase. Gene Ontology annotation, biological process: microtubule cytoskeleton organization; protein modification process. Gene Ontology annotation, molecular function: tubulin-tyrosine ligase activity. The transcript is spliced from 7 exons. Gene Ontology annotation, cellular component: spindle microtubule. The coding region runs from base 600 to 1829 and encodes 409 amino acids. NCBI's taxonomy places the organism in Eukaryota, Metazoa, Chordata, Actinopteri, Pomacentridae. The record is from RefSeq and is a predicted model, not a curated record.
AUGAGCAUUCGGAGAAUAAAGCGCACGCCGCCGGUGGGAAAAUAGGCAGCGUUUGUGAUUUCGUGCAGCUAACUAUCCAGCUGGGUAAUGUUUCGCACUGUUCAUUCCUACUGCCGUUGUCUUUGAAGACGUAUACGGAAAGAACUUCCUGGAUAGCUGUGGUCGCAGACCGUUAGCUGAGAGGUUAGCUAAACCGGAGACGGGAUGUAAAUUAAUCCAGACGGGACCAGCCCCAGGAGCCGGGAGCAGCAGUCAGUCACACCCUUGUCUGGGGAAAGUGGGGGAAAUCUCUGCGCUGAACAACAUGAAUGUGUUAUCCGUCACUCUUUAUGCUGUUUUGUAUAGAUAUAUUCUAGCCUCGGACUGCUGAAUUAUAGCUUGGAAGCACCAGUUUGAGUUAACUGGUAAGUGUGGACUGGAUAUGACUGACUCAUCAUCAUGGUACGGACAGAGGAGAUAACCCCGACCAGUCUGUCUGCUGCAGUGACAACCAGACAGCCGCACAACUAGCUAGACAGCUAAGUUAUUACCAUAUUAAAUCUUUGUUAUUAUUAUUAUUAUUAUUAUUAUAGACUUCCCCUCUUAGUCAGCGUGGCAGUAUGAGUGCCCCGAUGUACACCUUUGUCACCCGUGACGACAACAGCACUGUUUAUGCAGAAGUUUCCAAAAUCCUCCUCUCGACUGGACAAUGGAAGAGACUGAAAAGAGACAAUCCCAGAUUCAACCUUAUGCUCGGUGAACGGAACAGAUUACCCUUUGGGCGUCUGGGCCACGAACCAGGACUGGUGCAGCUGGUUAACUACUACAGAGGUGCAGACAAGCUUUGCAGGAAAGCAUCAUUGGUCAAGCUAAUAAAGACCAGCCCAGAGCUGUCUGACUCCAGUAACUGGUUUCCGGAGUCCUACAUCAUCUAUCCCACUAACCUCAACACGCCUGUUGCUCCAGCUACAAAUGGCAUCAGCCAUCUGAAGAGCAACCCUAAGACGGACGAGCGGGAAGUUUUUUUGGCCUCCUAUCAUGCUAAAAAAGAAGGCGGAGAGGGUACAGUGUGGAUAGCCAAGUCCUCUGCUGGAGCUAAAGGUGCUGGUAUUUUGAUAUCCCAUGACGCUAAUCAGCUGCUGGAGUAUAUUGAUAAUCAGGGGCAGGUUCAUGUUAUUCAGAAGUACCUGGAGAAACCGCUGCUUCUGGAGCCGGGACAUCGCAAAUUUGACAUCAGGAGCUGGGUGCUAGUGGACCAUCAGUAUAACAUCUAUUUGUACCGGGAGGGCGUGCUGCGGACCUCCUCGGAGCCCUACAACAGCUCCGACCUCCAGGACAUGACCAGCCACCUGACCAACCACUGCAUUCAGAAGGAGCACUCCCUGAACUACGGACGCUAUGAGGAGGGGAACGAGAUGUUCUUUGAUGAGUUCAGGCUGUACCUGCUGAACACUCACAAUGUUACCCUGGAGACCACCAUAUUACCUCAGAUCAAGCAGAUCAUAAAGAGCUGUCUGUCAUGUAUUGAGCCUGCAAUCAGCACCAAACACCUGUCCUAUCAGAGCUUCCAGCUCUUUGGAUUUGAUUUCAUGGUGGACGAGAGCUUCAAAGUGUGGCUCAUUGAGAUCAAUGGAGCUCCAGCCUGCGCACAAAAACUGUAUUCAGAACUAUGUCAAGGGAUUGUGGAUGUGGCCAUUUCCAGUGUCUUCACCCUAAACAGCGGCGGCGACUCCUCCUCUGCUUCCUCCUCACCGUACUCCUCCUCCCCAUCAUCAAUGUUCACCACCAACUCCUGCUCCUCUCCUAAACUGAGAGGACCGCUUCACGUGGGUCCUUUCACUCGACUGUGAGCACCAAACCGAAUAUUGCCCUCGUUUCUUCUGCGCUAGAAGCUUCCUCCAUGCUCUGUCCUCACUCCUAAACUGCACCUGAGAAGUAGCACUUGCCAGCAAGGCGACCCUUCGCUGUACCUCGCCUGCCUCGGCUGGAGGGACACUUUCUGUUUGUGGAAACCACGGAACUGCACGAGUGAUCUCUUCUCUCCUGAUUAUGCAUAUUAUGAAUGUGAGGAUGGCGACGAACUGUUCAAUAAAUGUUCAGGGAGUUUCUGAAUGAGGACAGACACCCGUCCAUCUCAGCUCCACCACCAGUGUCUCCCCAAGCAGAUGAAUGGAGGCGUGAAGGAUGCAGAGAUGCUCCAACUGAGACUGUAGUGCCUUACAUUUCCAACCACGCUCCCUUAAAAAAAAGAAACUGUCAGUUAGCUUGCUCUGUUAUAGUGACUUGUACUUGUUCUAUAAGCCUUUGCACUGUUGCUCAAACAUACCAAUGUGGUCAAGAUCAGUCCACAAGAUAUAGCAUAAAACAGAUUCCUUGAUAGUUGAGAUGAUGGUGAGCCUUUCAGUGCUAUUUUUUCAUCAGACACUUUCCUUGUUUUUUUAAAUAACUUCUUAUAUUUUCCCAGUACCUACUGCUACCCAUUAGUUUGAAUGAGGGAUGCUAACAUCGAUAAAGAAGCUACAGUGAUUGAUGUGUUUGAACCUAUAAAGACUCACUUAUAUGACGACUUAUUGACCAGUAUACUAACUACAUGUAUCUGAUGAGCUAAGUAUUAACAGUAUCAAGGUUUGCCAUGAAAAAUAACAUUCCUCUUCACUUGAAUAUGUCGAUGCUAUGUAUUAUUUACAUUCAGGGCAGCUGGGUGGCAUAAGUGAGCAGGGAGACCCAAGUUUAAGUCCAUCCUGAUCGAGUAUCCCUGCCUUUUCUAAAUAGCAAAGAGGAAAGGGUAAAGACAACCCCAAAAGUAUUUCAUUCUUCUGUUCUAAACAAGUUCUUUAUAGGAUAUUUCACUUUGUUUAAUGUCAUUUGAAGAGAGCAUGUUUGUGCGAAAGCAUGUAGCACACACAGCAUCUUGCUGUAAAGACCUGCCCUAAUGUCUGUGUUUUACUUCUGAUGUAUGAAAAACUAGACCGUCGAUGUGAAGUGUUGUGUGGAUUCCGUUGUUGAAGUGUUGAAAUGAACGUAGCGUAGAUUGUACAGAGUGUCUUAUUGAUUAUUUAAAGCAUUUAAUGACCCCGUGAAAUGAAACUUACUUUACACAAUAAUGAAUUGUUGACAACAGUUAAACUAAUACAGAAAAAAUAAACAUACAACACUACUUCAUACUUCUUACACUGAUCUCUCAUUGCCAAAGAAAUGUCAGUUGCACCAAGGAAGUUUGAUUUUACAUCAGCGAUACAUUAGGUGAUUUUGUUUUGUUUCAUGGGGUCCUUAAAUAUUUCACUUUUACUUUAACUAAAUCUCUUUGUGAGUAGACGAGACCUUAGAGGUGUAACUGUCCAAGGUGACUUGUGUUGGAUCAAUUUUACAUCAACGUUUGUUGGAUUGUUUCGUUUUUCUCUUCGAUUAGCUUCACAUUUCUGACAGGUGCAUACUGGGAAGACAACUGUUGUGUUUCCGUGGGCUCAUUUGAACUUCAUUAUGUGUGGUUUUAGGAUGUGUGUUUGUCACACUGUUACGGUUUCCUGCUGUUCCCCUCUUUUAUCCUCUGUUCAAAUGUGCGAGGCUUCGCUCCCCGUGUUGCAAGAAACACCAGUUAAGGGAUGCUGUCACUUAUUCAAUCACUGUGUGUUUGUGUUUACAAGAUGACUCUGAAGAAUGAAGGAUAUGUAAGUGACUGAAGGUCGGGAAGAUGGACUAGUUACAAGGCAGGUUAGAUGGGCCUGUAGAAGACUCAGUAACUGCCUAAAAUAAUGUCUGAAUAUGUGGAAAGGUAUUACUGGAAGUGGUGAAAGUGUCAGCACUAAUAUUGGAAAGUUAAAGCAAACUAUCAGUAUUAUUUUGAAAUUGAAUUUGUUGGUAAAUUUCCAUUAAAGGGAAGGGUGCCUUAGAGGGAAUUGCAUACUGAUUUUAAAAAAAAGAAGAAGAAGCAAUGCACCUCCAGCAUUUAAAUGCACCUUCAUUUCUUUGUACUGAGGUGAAUUUGUAAGACCUCUGUCAAAUUCCAUGAUGUCAUUUUCUCUCAUUUGGAGUUUCUUUGCACAUCUGACUAAUUUUAUCAUGUUUUUCCUUAGGUGUUUUAUUUUUCUAUUUCUUCAUCUUUACCAAAGAUAAAAUCCCUGCUGUAUUUUCAGUGUGUAGUAAUGUUUAGUCGAUGCUAGAUUCUAGGCAUCAUCACGACGUCGAUUACCCAACAUGAUCUAAAAGCAAGUAUCAUGCUCAGAGGGAUGUGUCCUGUGUUUUUGUUAGGUGAUGUUUUAUCGAAGAUCUUGCAUGAACAUUUGUCUUUAUGAGAAACAAUAUCAUUAGAAUAAAACUUAUUACUUAUCAUCAA